AUGGCAUUUCCGCUAGUGUGGCCAGGUGCCGGCAGCAUCGCUCUUGCUUCGGCCUGCUUGUACGGCCAUGUCUCAGUGGUGCGCUGCCUUCUGCAGUAUAGCGCUCAUCCGGAGCUGACUGACGAGCGCGGUCGGAAUGCUUUUCACUUGGCAUGCUGCAGCAGUCCAGAGAUUGUGCGCGACCUGCUUGGAAGCAACCGGAACCUUGCCUUUCUGAAGGACGAUCAGGGCCGCAAUCCGCUUUUCUACGCCAUGGGUAACAGCCAGGAGGAAGGGAAGAUGGAAGUCCUGAAACACUUGCUGGAGGUGAGGUGCAGUGCCCGUGAGGUGGAUGUCUUUGGUCGGUCGGCGCUGUACUACGCAGCUCGUUCAGGUCACAUGAAAGUCGUCGCGCUACUGCAGCAGGCGACCUCGGACAUUCUCAGGAAAAGAAGCAGCGCAGCCGCGAGGGAAGCCGCAGAGGCUCAGAAAGCCGCUGCGAAGGUUCAGGCAGAGCGAAGGAAAUGGGAAGUCACCCAGGUUGCCAGGGCCGCGAUGGCUGAGGAAGAGCGGAAGUCACGUGAAGUGGCUGAGGGAAGAACAAAGGCCUUUGAAAGAGAAGCCGAAAUCGCUGAAGUGAGGAGAGUCCAGGAAGUUGCGGAGGCCGGCAGGGCUGCUGCAAGGGCUGAGGAGGCUCGACACAAGCGCGAAGCGGCCAAGUUUGCAAGGGCUGCCUCGGCAACUGCAGCAGAGGCGGAGAAAGCGCAGAAAGCUGAAGAAGCUGCGAAAGCUGCAAGGGCCCUGGGAGAGCGACAAAAAUUCAAAGCCGCCUUGGCCGUACUGCCUGCUGUCAGGAUGGCCGAGGAACGAGCUAAAGGCUGCGAACUUUCCAUGGAGGUGGCUGAUGACAUGGCUGCUGAGGCAGAAGCUCGCGAGGCUCGCAGUCCGGCCGAGAGACUUGAGACCAUCGCCGCAAUCGCUGCUGACCUUGUUACACAGAUUAACAACCUGCAGCUCGAAAGCGCAGUAGCUCCGGCUACACAAGAAGAGCAACUCAACCACGAGGCAGACAGUGUCGCUCGGGAAGAUUCAAUGGAUACACAACCGCCUCUGCCUCCACCAUCACUGCCUCCAGACGAGCCACUCUUGCCAGCACCUGCGGAGCCUCCGAAGGAGGAUGUUGAGAAGCAAGACGAGGAACGGAAGGACGACACUGAAAGUGCCGUCCAACUUGUUGCCGAUGCUGCAACGGUUGAAGAAGAGGGCUUGAUGGCAAAGGAGGAAGCCACCGAAGCGGAAAGUUCUGUCAAAGAGGAGGAGCCAGGCAAGCUUGAGGCUCCGAGGAGGCAAGAAGCGCAAAACCAGCCUGCCAUGGCAGAAGCAGCAGAGGCUGAGAAAGAUCAAAGCAAGCAGGAAGCCCCACCGGCUUCAGAAGCUCCCUAG
Molecule: messenger RNA, 1422 nt
Organism: Symbiodinium necroappetens
Lineage: Eukaryota; Dinophyceae; Suessiales; Symbiodiniaceae
Source: the annotation of a GenBank genome assembly